AUGGAUGCUGGUUUAAUGACUUGGUAUGCAAGCGGUUGGAAAAAUGUUCCACUUAUGUCAACAUGUGAAUCAAUGACUUAUAAUCCAAAAAAGACUAUAAAGUCAAAGUCAAAUGAAACAUUUUCUGUUGAUUUAAAAGUAUGCAAAAAUAGUGGUGAUAUAAAAAGUCAAGUAAAUUGUAUUGAACAAGUACAAAGACAAGCUAACGAUCACAGUGAUCAAUGUUUUGCCAAUUGGGCUUUUUUAACAGUACAAUUAUGGUUUAAAAAUCCUCAUGAACUAUGGAAACUACAAAUAUGUAAUACAGGUGGAGGAUCAGCUGAGUUAAUAUCUUGGCAACUUAUCGUUCAUAGUACACGUGAUUAUCCAGUCUCACCUCGUUUGUCAUCUGAAACUAAUCAAUCUAAUUGUCAUGUCGAAUGUAAUCCUAAAGAACCAUGUGGUAAUAAUGAUACAAGUUGUACAGCAUGUCGACAUUAUAAACAACCAUUAACGGAUGGAAAGUUUCGCUGUGUUGGUAUAUGUCCUGAAGGUACUUAUCCAUCUGAAACUGAUAAAUCAUGUUUACCUUGUCACUCAAAAUGUGGUUCAUGUCGUAAUGCUAGCGAAAAUAGUUGUGUCAGUUGUAAAUAUGGUUUCUUUCUUAUACAUGAUACAAUGAUAUGUGCCGAGUCGUGUCCCACUAAUUAUUAUACGGAUCGUAAUCUUCGAAAAUGUGUUCGUUAUAAAUCUGAUUGUGCAUCAUGCGAAACAAGUUCUCAUAUAUGUACAACAUGUCCAAAUGGUUAUGCUCUUAAAGAUACAGAUUGUGUAAAAGCAGCACAAGAAUGUCCAUCUGGUGAAUACUUUGAUUUUACUACAAAUACUUGUCGAUGGUGUGAUUUUCGAUGUUCAACUUGUAGUGGACAUGAAUCUUAUCAAUGUACUUCAUGUGAUAAAACAAGCAAAUUUCCUUAUCUUCAAUAUCAUACAUGUGUUUCAUCAUGUUCACCAGGAUUUUAUCUUUCGAAAAGCAAUUCUGAAUGUCUUUCAUGUCAUGAAACAUGUCUUAAUUGUACAUCAUCAAAUGACUCAUCAUGUUUAGCAUGUAAAAUAGGUUAUGAUUAUAUUCCUGAUACUCAUCGUUGUGAAAAACAUAUUGGUAAACCAUAUUGUAUUGAUAGUAAAACAGGUGAAAUGCGUACAUGCCAUUCAUCAUGUACACUAUGUAAAGGAGCAAAUCCAACUGAUUGUAUUGCUUGUAAUCCAAUAACAGAAGUACUUCUUAGUGAUGGACAUUGUGUUAAUGAAUGUCCAGCAGGUUCGUAUGAAAGUGAAAAGAAGACAAAUGAAAUUCAAACAAAUAUUUGUUUACUAUGUCCAAUUGGAUGUAAACUGUGUACUAAUGCAAAUGAUUGCAGUCAAUGUGAUGAAAUCAAAGGAUAUCAUAUAGACGGUCGAAAAUGUUUACCAACAUGUCAAUCGGGUACUUUUCAAAUGGAUAAUCAUUGUCUACCAUGUCAAGAUCCGUGUGUGACAUGCAUGAAUUUAACAAGCUGUUUAUCAUGUAAUAAUAAAUUAAAUUUAUUAAAUGAUCAGUGUGUUGAUAAAUGUCCAGAUGGUUAUUAUUCAAAUAAUAACAAAUGUAUUCAAUGUAAUCCAAUGUGUCGUACAUAUACAGGUUCAUCAGAAGAUGAUUGUAAAUCAUGUGCAGAUGGAUUUCGUUUCGAUGAACAGCAACAGCAAUGUUUGAAUUUAUGUCCAAAUGGAAAUUUUUACAAUAAAGAUGAUAAUAAAUUAUGUACAGACAAUUGUCUUGAACGUUUACAUUCUGGUUCGUAUUGUCGUCAAUGUUCUUAUCCAAUGUCACUUGAUAUUUCUACUCAUAAAUGUUUAUCUUGUUGUACAUCAAAUGUCACUACUGAUGAUUGUUGUCAAUGUUCAUCAAUAUGGGAUGCCAUUGAAACAAUAGCUAAAUUACUUGUUAAUGCAUUUGUAAAGAAAAAUAAUGAUACAGAAUUAUCUUUAAAUGGAAUACAUCGAGAAGAAAUAGUUACUCAAACAACAACACUCUUAGCACAAGCAUAA
Molecule: messenger RNA, 2067 nt
Organism: Rotaria sp. Silwood1
Lineage: Eukaryota; Metazoa; Rotifera; Eurotatoria; Philodinida; Philodinidae
Source: the annotation of a GenBank genome assembly